AUGGGAAUUGAUGAUAUAUUAUUUAUGAAUAGAUGUGAAGCAUUUUCAGUCCCAGGACUUCAAGAUGUCGAGAAUACAAUAUCACCUUCGUCGUCGUCAAAUAAUUCAACAGAAUCUUUCGGUGCAUCAACCGCUGAAAAACCUACUUCAACUGCUCCAUACUUGAUUGUAUCAUCACCUGGAGGAAGAAAUUCGCAACAAUAUUUUCCGGACGACAUCGAUAAUGAUUUGGAGGAAUCAAAUUCUGAGGGUGAAUCAACAUUAAUCUGGGAUGCAAGUCAUGCGAUGGGUCUAGCAGAAGGCGAAACAACAAUCCCUUCGCCGCCACCUGCUUAUCAACAAUUACCACAAACUAAAAAAUCCAAGGAUGGUUCAUCUAGACAUCGACCACGGGAUUUGUCAGAAAUUCCAGUCCCGCUUCAUUUGAAACUUAGUUCGGCGCCGAAUUCUCCGAAGGAAAACGACGAUAUAUAA
Molecule: messenger RNA, 474 nt
Organism: Ambispora gerdemannii
Lineage: Eukaryota; Fungi; Glomeromycota; Glomeromycetes; Archaeosporales; Ambisporaceae
Source: the annotation of a GenBank genome assembly